Xenopus laevis (African clawed frog) is the source of this 2390-nucleotide messenger RNA. It is a transcript of the gene adap2.L, whose product is annotated as ArfGAP with dual PH domains 2 L homeolog. Gene Ontology annotation, biological process: heart development. Lineage: Eukaryota; Metazoa; Chordata; Amphibia; Anura; Pipidae. Gene Ontology annotation, cellular component: plasma membrane; cytoplasm. The transcript is spliced from 11 exons. The record is from RefSeq and is a predicted model, not a curated record. The coding region runs from base 803 to 1933 and encodes 376 amino acids. Gene Ontology annotation, molecular function: phosphatidylinositol bisphosphate binding; GTPase activator activity; phosphatidylinositol-3,4,5-trisphosphate binding.
GAUACUGCACAUAAACUCCCUCUCUGCACUGCUGGUUGCUGCUGCUGCUGCUUGUGAUGUUUGCAGGCAGAACGCCAGUGGGAGGCAGGGAAAGCAGGAGCCAUCAGUUAGUAAGUGACACCAACACCAGUACGUCACUACUCACUAUGUGACCUAGAAAUAGGGAAAUUGCACAGACCUAUUGGGACUGCCUUGCCCUCGGUCACUGGGGAGGAGUUUGGGACAGAGAGCAACACUGAAGCAACUUCUUAAUCGCAAAGUCCACACAACUCAGCAAUUAGCUCAGCUCUGGCACAAGCCUGAGCAGGGCAGCUAGCAAGCAACAUAGCUCUUAGGCGACACUACUAUCGGGAAGAUCAAAUUGCAGGCAGCAGAGCUCCCAGGCACUAGCUCAGAUCCCAGGCAGGAGAAGUAGGAGGCAACAGAACUCUCAGGCACUAGACCAGCUCUCAGGAAGGAGAAGUACGAGCCAACAGAGCUCUCAGGCACUAGACCAGCUCUCAGGCAGGAGAACUAGCAGGCAACAGAGCUCUUAGGAGACACUACUGUCAGGCAGGUCACAUUGCAGGCAGAGCUCCCAGGCACUAGCUCAGCUCCCAGGCAGGAGAACUAGGAGGCAACAGAGCGUUCAGACACUAGACCAGCUCUCAGGCAGGAGAACUAGGAGGCAACAGAGCUCUCAGGCACUAGACCAGAUCUCAGGCAGGACAACUAGGAAGCAACAGAGCUCUCGACAUAGUGUACCUCAGCUGCAGUAGGAUGGACAGGGUUCUGAUUUGAGGCCCCCACAAAGAAGCCAACAAUGGUGAACAGAGAAAGAAAUACACGACUGCUGGAGACAUUAAAGCUGCCUGAGAAUUCUGUGUGUGCAGAUUGUGGACUGCCAGAACCUGACUGGGCCUCGUGUAAAGUGGGAGUAUUUAUCUGCUUGCAAUGCUCGGGAGUGCACCGCAAUUUUACAGAGAGCGGCAAAGUCAAGUCGAUACGGUUGGAUAACUGGGAAGACGAGCGUCUGGUGCAGUUCAUGAUUGGGAAUGGAAACCUGAAAGCAAAAAAGAAAUAUGAAGCUUUUGUUCCUCCCUUCUACUAUCGGCCCCACGCCAGAGACUGCGAUGUACUAAAGGAGCAGUGGAUUCGGGCUAAAUACCAACGGGAGGAAUUUAUGUCCAAUAAAGCAACUAUACACACUACAGCACACCGGGAAGGUUUCCUGUACAAAAGGGGAAGAGACAGCAAAGGAUUCCAGGAGAGAAAAUUUGUCUUAUCAAGAAGUGAGGGGGUGUUAAAAUAUUACACUAAGGACAAUGGUAAAGGUCCAAAGGGGAUAAUCCCAAUCCAGAGUCUGAAUGUCACGUUCCAAGGAGAGAAGAUCAGACACCAGCAUGGCCUGGAGAUCACCUACAUGAAGGACAGCCAGACCCGGAAUAUCUUUGUGUAUCAUGAUAGUGGAGAGGAAAUAGUGGCCUGGUACAAUGCUCUACGUGCAGCUCGGUUCCAUUACCUGAAGACAACCUACCCACAAGCCUCGGAAGCAGAGCUGAUACCAAAGAUCACCAGGAAUUACAGUAAAGUUGGAUACAUGGAGAAAACUGGUCCCAAGCAAAAAGAAGCCUUUAAGAAGAGGUGGUUCAACCUAGAUUCAGGGGGAAGGAAACUUCUUUAUUAUAAGAAUCCUCUGGAUGCCUUUGAGACGGGUGGAAUCUUUAUUGGAAGUAAGGAGAGAGGAUACACAGUCAAAGAGGGUUUACCACAAGGGAUGAAGGGAAACAAUUGGGAUUGUGGGAUUAUCAUCGGGACCCCAGCAAGAGAGUUUGUCUUGACUUGUGAAAAUGUGAAAGAGCAGAGGGAGUGGCUAGACGUACUUAGAGAUGUUCUAUCUCAGCCAAUGACAAAAGAGGAUAUUAUGGCCCCUUACAGUCUUAUGUGGGGGUGAUAAGACUUGCACCAUUUUUUCAGAAUGAGCUGUUCAUUAAAUUCUACAGAAGAGGCCAAUUUCAGACGAAAGCACCCCAAAUAACAUCCAGAUGCUGUGAGAGGAAGAGGACAAGGAAGCACCCAGAAAUCUAAUACAACACUGAAUGGACUUGAUUUAGCUACUUCUUUGCUACAAGACUGUAUUUCUAUGUGUUAGGACUUGGACCUGCCCCCUAACACAUAGACUUGGGGGGAAGACUGUAUUAGAUCAAGGGGGAUGUCCUUGCCUUAUUGGGCUGAACCCCCUUGGUUUCACACAUAAUGGAUCUGUUACUCAAGGACCACACCCCUCGUGGGCUCAAGAUGGAAAGUCCUGGUACUGCCAAAUCAUGUGACAUUAGUGAUAUCAGACACAUUUUAUUUCUAAAUGAGAUAUUUUUGUACAAAAAAUAUUCAACAUAAAAUGUAUUUCUGUA